Messenger RNA from Rhincodon typus (whale shark), 933 nucleotides. RefSeq names its product tubby protein homolog. The coding region runs from base 1 to 933 and encodes 310 amino acids. NCBI's taxonomy places the organism in Eukaryota, Metazoa, Chordata, Chondrichthyes, Orectolobiformes, Rhincodontidae. Gene Ontology annotation, cellular component: cilium. Gene Ontology annotation, molecular function: actin filament binding. The transcript has 9 exons. Gene Ontology annotation, biological process: protein localization to cilium. The record is from RefSeq and is a predicted model, not a curated record.
AUGUUCCAGCUCUGGUAUCUAACAGUGUCUGUGGUCCCUUUCAGAAUCCUCGUCAACGAAGCCGAGAUUCCUCAGAGACGAUUGGAGCAACAGCGUGCACUGCUGAAGCAGAAACAGAAGAAGAAACGCCAGGAGCCUCUGAUGGUUCAAUCUAACACUGAGGACAAGAAACUAAAGAAGACCAGAACUAGACGUCUUAGUGAACAGACCCCACUUGUUGAAGGAAAGACUGUGAACCAAAGAUCCAAUGGUGAGGAUGAGGCAAGCACACAAAGGAACAGUAACAAAAAAGGCAAAGCAUCAAAGAAAAAGUCGAACAAUGACAGUGUCAUAUCUCGGGCAGAGUCACCCAUCGUUGAGAUCAAUGACCUAGAGAAGUUUGUUUUGACACCUGCAGCACAAGGCAUGACCAUCAAAUGCAAAGUUACAAGAGACAAGAAAGGCAUGGAUCGAGGCCUUUAUCCUACCUAUUACCUGCAUCUGGACACAGAUGAGAGUAAAAAGGUUUUCUUGUUGGCUGGCAGGAAGCGGAAAAAAAGCAAGACAUCCAACUACCUCAUUUCAAUCGAUCCAACAGACCUGUCCCGAGGGGGAGAAAACUUCAUUGGAAAGCUCAGGUCGAACCUGAUGGGAACUAGGUUUACAGUGUUUGACAAUGGAGUCAACCCUGAGAGGGGACGGCACGGUCAUUCAAAUGUACGUCAGGAGCUUGCUGCUAUCACUUACGAGACAAAUGUACUUGGAUUUAAAGGUCCCAGGAAGAUGUCAGUGAUUAUUCCAGCAAUGGAUGAAGACCAGGAACGCAUUCCCUUCCAACCACGCAAUGGUCUGAUGCGAUUCCGUGAGGACAGCCCGCUUCUGGAACCGAUUCUCAAUCAGUUCAGAACUCCUUCAGCAUUGACCAGAGUUAGUCAUGGACUGAAUGAUGAGUAA